This is a messenger RNA of Pungitius pungitius (ninespine stickleback), 2992 nucleotides long. It is a transcript of the gene gk, whose product is annotated as glycerol kinase. Lineage: Eukaryota; Metazoa; Chordata; Actinopteri; Perciformes; Gasterosteidae. The coding region runs from base 97 to 1800 and encodes 567 amino acids. Gene Ontology annotation, cellular component: mitochondrion. Gene Ontology annotation, molecular function: glycerol kinase activity. The transcript has 21 exons. The record is from RefSeq and is a predicted model, not a curated record. Gene Ontology annotation, biological process: glycerol-3-phosphate biosynthetic process; glycerol metabolic process; triglyceride metabolic process.
UCGAAUUACGUAGGAAGUCCGCGACGGGCCCCGCCCCCCAUUCUUUCAUUUGGCUUGACAAUCGCUUUCUCCUAAUCCAGUCCGGUGCCAAAGCCCAUGAACGGCACCAUGGCCGCGUCCUCCCACCGGGUGACGUUAGGACCGCUGGUCGCUGCCAUCGACCAGGGAACCAGUUCCACGCGGUUUCUGGUUUUUAAUUCGAAAACGGCCGAGCUCCUCAGCCAUCAUCAAGUGGAACUCAAACAGAGCUUCCCCAAAGAAGGAUGGGUGGAGGAAGACCCCAAAGAAAUUCUGCAGUCUGUGUACGAGUGCAUGGAGCGGACGUGUGAAAAACUCACCCAGCUCAACAUAGACAUCUCGAACAUUAAAGCGAUCGGGGUGACCAACCAAAGAGAGACCACGCUUGUCUGGGACAAAGAGACCGGGGAGCCCCUCUACAAUGCCAUUGUUUGGCUGGACCUGCGCACUCAAUCGACCGUUGAACGCCUAAUCAACAAAACUCCAGGAAGGAAUAAGAACCACUUGAAGCAUAAAACGGGGCUCCCCAUCAGCACUUACUUCAGCGCAGUGAAGCUUCGCUGGCUGAUGGACAACGUGGACGAGGUCCACCAGGCCGUGGUGUCUCACCGCGCCAUGUUUGGCACCGUGGACUCCUGGCUCAUUUGGUGUUUGACUGGGGGAAAGUCGGGCGGAGUCCACUGCACGGAUGUGACCAACGCCAGCAGAACCAUGCUGUUCAACAUCCACACUCUGGACUGGGAUCCUGAACUCUGCAAAUAUUUUGGUAUUCCCAUGGAGAUCUUGCCCAGAGUGAGGAGUUCUUCAGAAAUAUACGGUCUCAUGAAAAUUUGUUCUAGCCGGAAAUCUGGAGCUCUUUCAGGGAUCCCCAUUUCAGGGUGUCUCGGGGAUCAGUCGGCAGCGCUCGUUGGACAGAUGUGUUUUCAGGACGGUCAGGCUAAAAACACGUACGGAACUGGCUGCUUUCUGCUGCGCAACACCGGAGCCAAGCCCGUGAUGUCCGACCACGGCCUCCUGACCACCGUGGCGUACCAACUUGGUCGAGACAAACCCGCCUGCUACGCGCUCGAGGGCUCUGUGGCCAUUGCUGGAGCCGUGGUCCGGUGGCUGCGGGACAACCUCGGGAUCAUCGGGUCAUCGGAAGAGCUCGAGAAGUUGGCCGCCUCUGUUGGUACAUCGUACGGCUGUUAUUUUGUUCCCGCCUUCUCGGGUCUUUAUGCUCCGUACUGGGAGCCCAGUGCGAGAGGGAUCAUCUGUGGGCUAACUCAGUUCACCAACAAGAGUCACGUAGCCUUCGCUGCUCUGGAAGCUGUGUGUUUCCAGACGAGGGAGAUACUAGACGCAAUGAACCAGGACAGCGGCAUCCCGCUGACUCAGCUGCAGGUGGACGGAGGAAUGACGUCCAACAAGCUGCUGAUGCAGCUACAGGCGGACAUCCUCUGCAUCCCCGUUGUGAAGCCGUCCAUGCCUGAGACCACAGCUCUCGGGGCGGCGAUGGCGGCGGGGGCAGCGGAGGGAGUGAGCGUGUGGAGCCUGAGCCCCGAGGACCUGAGCGAAGUCACCUCCGAGAAGUUCGAGCCUCAGAUCAACCCCGACGAGAGCGAGUUUCGGUACGCCCGGUGGAAGAGGGCGGUUCAGAAGUCCAUGAACUGGGAGACGACGGAGCCAGUUGGAAACGGCAACGGUGAGACGAGCAUCUUCAGCAGCUUCCCUCUGGGCUUCUACAUCAUGGGCAGCAUGCUGAUGUUAGUUGGUGCCAAAUACCUCGCAGGUCAGGACUAACUCCUGGAGCCAUUGAAAGCAAAGAGGAACCGAAGGCUGAAUCUGACCCAAGACCAGGACAACUUUGAACAAACUUAAUGGGACUCUUUUCUUUCUUUUUGUGUCUUUUAUGUAUUUUUCUUUGCAGCAGGUGUUGGUGCAUUAAGGUUGAUUUUAGCAGGAGUUUGCAUACGGUAUUUAUUAUUUCACUGUGUUGAUAAUAUAAAUGUUUGAGCCUAUUUAUGCAGAUACUUCAACAGUGUGAUCUUUGAAGUGAAGAUUGCAAACUUGUUUUGCAUAUUGUUCAAACCAGAGCACUUUAUUUUGUUGUGUUGGUGUGACCUGUGUACUAACAGACUUUAAUGCAUGUUGGUUUGGUUCUUUCAUUUGAGAUAAAGAUAGAAAUUGAGGCUUUUGUUCACAAAUAAAACUAUAAAGACCUAUAAAUCAAAGCUAGAAUCUACUAUAAUCAUCAAAUGACAUAAACUGAUGAUGGAUUAUUUAUUUUGUAGAUCAAAUGUUGCUCUAAUGUGGUUUAUUUCCACUUCCUUGUGGUUCUAAUCUCGGUCUUGAUUUCAUCAGCAAAAUGGCAGAAUGUGUGUUUUUUUUUGCAAAACAUGUUACAUUUCAGUGCCAGUCAAAUGUUUUUUUGCAGAGAACUUUUUAAGCUUUAUUGCUUUAAAAUGUUCUGUUUUUAACUAAUUGAUGAAUCUUUGCGAGAAGAUAAUGUAGUUAACUGAUUCCCCUUUGCUUUGUGCGUGUUAUAAGUUAACAAUGAGUUGGUGUUUAUUCUGUUCUGUGUGGAUCUGAUUUGAUACCUGAUAAAAGGUGGAGGCACAAUGUGUAUUUGUUUAACAUGUACUGUUUUUUUUGCUGUAUAUCCUUGACCUGAUGGGGUUAAAUGACUUCAUUCAAAGUGCUCUUUUGUGGUGUGACCACAAAGUACUUACAAAUAAUGUCAAAUUUAGUGUUUUAUUUCAUACUUGAUAAAACGGACGUGAAACGCUGGUGUCCUUGAGAGCAAAGUGUGCUGCCUCCGCCUGUCACAUGGACGACAACCUGUCCCCACCCGUCGUCUCCGCCCUCGCUCCUUCCACCUCCGUGGGUGUCGAGGGGAGAUAAGCUCUGCGGGUUGGGUCCGACCUGCCGUGCGCUUGUGUUGCAUGGUUUUAUGGGAGAAUACGGGUUGUGAAAAAUAAAAAUAUCAUUCUGA